Messenger RNA from Clonostachys byssicola, 1746 nucleotides. The record is from the annotation of a GenBank genome assembly. NCBI's taxonomy places the organism in Eukaryota, Fungi, Ascomycota, Sordariomycetes, Hypocreales, Bionectriaceae.
AUGAAAGGCUCGCGUGUCAUUGAAACACUUGCUAAGAGUGCUAGAGACUCCACGAAUGACUAUGGCAACAACAUACAAGCCCAAAUAGACCAUCUGAAGACCAUUUGCAUUCUCAUCGAGCACGAAGCCAGCAUCUCGCGUGGGGGGUUCGCCUGGGUAAACUUGGGCUUCAUCUAUACCAUGGCUAACAUUAUGCUGGUGGGUGCAGCCGCGGCCAGGAAGAUUACGCAGCUGUGUUUGGCAACGAGUAAGCUCUGUCUGGAAGAGUCAAAAUUUCUAGAUUCCGUGAGCAAUUUUUUAGCAGUCACCGAGGCGACUCAUUGCCUUGGAAACCCAAAACUGGUCCCAGAGAAAAGCCAGAUGAUAGGCCAGAGCCAAGACUGUAGCGUCAAGCUCACCAAUCCUGAUAGUUGGGAGCGAUUGCUGGCUCUAUUGCGAUUUCUUUCCCGGAUCCAGCGACAUCGGGCAACUGGAUUUGGGUGGCAAAAGUCGGCGCCGUGGCAUCAGCAUUCGGAUUUCCGAGCACUUCAUGAGGAGCUGGAAACACAUUUAUUGCGCCAUCGAGAUACACCGCCAUGCCCGGACGUGGGCGACCCUGGCGAGCUUCACAAGGAUACCAACUUCAAUGGAUUGGUCUGCUCGCUCCUCUGCCACUGCUGUGAUAUUGAACUAAACAACAGUUUCCUGCCCAUUUCCAUGAAGGGGCUUGGGAGGGAUGGGGGACAUGGCCCUCACACAGAAAACAUCGACUAUCCCGGCGCUCCGAGUCUUUUCCUUGCAGAAAGAAAGAUUCGGUGUCAAUCGAGUGCCGUGGCUAUUUGUGACUGCGUAAAAUAUAUAAUUUUCGAACAAGGUUUCUUCAAGCACAUGUUGAUACUCGGGUAUUGCUGCGUGCAGAGCCUCUUUAUACUAUCGUAUGAAGUCGAAUGGGGCCCGAAGCCUGUCCAGCCUAAGCUGCUUGAAAGUGUCGCCUUCUUACGGAACGUUGUCAUUGCAGUCAGCAAGUUUUAUUCCCAAGGCCAAAGCUGGAUAGAGAUAAUCCGACUGGUCCAGGAUUUCCAAUUGGACUUAGUGCAACUACCUGGAACCACAGAGGACGCUUUUAAGGGGUAUCUUAGCCGCUUCAAGGACGUGUCGGAGCCUUUAUGUGUGCCGCUGAAUCCUCUUGUCUUCCACGGAGCACCGCAUAAUCCUGCGCCCACAGAUGACAUAACGUCUCUCUAUGGGCAGCAGUCCCUGGAAAUACCAACAGCAGGCAAGAGGACGCCAUCAUGGAUGCUGGACUAUACUCAACACCUAACUCAGUAUCUGUCUGAGUCAGAAGCCGACCAAGACGCCAAAAGCCCUUCGAAUCCCACCUCCGCCGUUACCAUGACGCGCUCCGAGCUCUCUUCUUCGACGAGUGGAGUGAUUCAGCGGCAAGUCAACCCUGGAGCCGGCAAUGACGAGUGGUUAGAGGAAACAGGCUUACGGGAACAGCUUCUGACACAACCUGAUACUGUGGAGGGAAGAGCAGUACGCGACAGUGGGAGUGCUUUAGAAGAUACCGAUGUUCUGCUGGCCCAGAUUUUACAACCCUCACCAAAUCUCAAUGGGUUGUUCUCGAGUGGUGAGACUGUUAUCGAUACAGAUGCCGCGAGGAUUCUCCGAGACGAUCUUUUAUUUAGACAUAACGGUGAUUUGAAUUUUCUGUCAGAGCAUGUGCCGUUCCUCUGGGAUAACACUGAUAACGGUAUACUUCCGUGA